ACCAAUAGUAUGCGCCGUACAUAGGUGGCGCUGCGGUUUUAUCGGGUAUACACAAAGUAAACAUGGCGGACAAAUACGAGGUGUGGACUGUGCAGAAAUUAAAAACAGAAUUGGUUAAACGCGCUGCGUCAACUAAAAGAAGACAGACCGACUUAGUUGAAAGACUCAAGGCUUAUGACAGAAAUAGAAACUUUGAGAAUGAGCCCAUCAUUAUGCCUGACCCUCUACAACCCAACUGGCCUUCCCAAGGAUUCCAGCAGUUAAGCGCAAAAUGCACAGAUGACAUUUUCCCAAAAUUACAAGAGAGCAAGUGACAGGCUAUUUUAUAUACAGACUUGCUGGAGACCAAGCUAUAUCCAAUGACAUUAAGGCUCUCACUAAAGGAGAGAAAAUGAUGGAAACGAGAAUAUUUGCUUGCAGUUCUCUUCAGAUUAGAGAUCACAUAUUUUUCAGUGGAAUUGUUGGGGCUGCAAUGAAAAACAAGGUAACUUACAACUACAAGAUAAAGUUAACCAGAUCAACUGGAGAGCCGGUCAAUUCGCAUUGUGAAUGCCCAGCCGGCAAAGGACCACAUGGAACAUGUAAACACAUUGCAGCCGUACUGCUUAUGCUGGUAGAUUUUGUGAACACGGGGGAGAUAGAGGUGGAAAAGAGUUGCACUGACAACUUGCAGACAUUUCACAAACCCAAGAACUAUUAUAGUGGAUCUCCAAUGAAAGCCGAGUCCUUACCCUCUAAGCGAAAGUUUACAGAAAGUAUGUUGGAGGACCCAAGACCUGCAAAGUAUAGAAACAUGGCCUCCUACAACGACUAUGUUAGAAGUGUCAUGAUAAACUACUGCUCGUCGUCCUCAAUGGAUAUAGCUUUACGUUACAACUAUUCCAAGGCUUAUAUGCAGGCUGCAUCAAAGGAUCAUGAUUACUUACAGAAUCCUCUCUUGGAACACUGGAUUGACAAUUCUGUGACUAUUACAGAUGAAAAAGCCAAGAAAAUAGAGUCAUCAACAAGGCAGCAGAGUCAGAGUUCAGAAUGGUUUAAGGAACGGAAAUAUCUACUGACUGUGCUCAUCAUUAUUUAA
Saccostrea cuccullata (small rock oyster) is the source of this 1078-nucleotide messenger RNA. RefSeq lists its product as uncharacterized. The record is from RefSeq and is a predicted model, not a curated record. The transcript is spliced from 6 exons. Lineage: Eukaryota; Metazoa; Mollusca; Bivalvia; Ostreida; Ostreidae. Gene Ontology annotation, molecular function: zinc ion binding. The coding region runs from base 392 to 1078 and encodes 228 amino acids.